Molecule: messenger RNA, 2423 nt
Organism: Cladocopium goreaui
Lineage: Eukaryota; Dinophyceae; Suessiales; Symbiodiniaceae
Source: the annotation of a GenBank genome assembly
AUGGAAGCGCCCCCCGGUCAAUGGAGCUGUCCAGCCACAGUGUGUCAUGAUGACCCGUCGGCAUCUGCGCCGUCCGGUCGGAAAGCGGCUGAUCCUGAGCCGUUCACUGUGCCUGGUUGGUCCCAGUUGACCGAAGAUUUCACCAUUUUGCGCUCGCAUGGCCCAUUUUUCCUGGACAUUUUUGCUGGCCAAGCAGGCAUCACAGAAGCUGUUCAGCUGAUGGGAGUGCCUGCGCUGCCGCCGGUGGAUGUGGUCGUCUCCGAUCUGGUCAACGAAGCAGCCGACGUGUUGGAUCUUGCAGUGUGGGAGACUAUCAUGGCAAUCAUUGCUGCCAAGCUGGUCUUCUUGCUCCAUUGUGGCACGCCGUGCAACACCUUCACGGCAGCUCGCAAAGAUGAUGGAGGACCUCCUCCACUGCGCUCUCGCGAUGCUCCUCUUGGCCUCCCAGGACUCAGUUGGCAAAACCAAGCUCUUGUUUUUAUGGGUAACCUGUUUUUGAUCCGAACUUGCGAAGCUUGUACUCUUGUUUUUAAUCUUGGAGGGAAUUUCACGAUUGAGAAUCCCCUGUUGAGCCUCAUGUGGGCUACGGCAAUGAUGGACCAGCUCGUCCAUGACACACGAGCUUUGGCUGUUGAUUUCGAUCAAUGCGCCUUUGGGGCUCCGUCCAAGAAGCCCACACGUUUAUUGUGCUCAGCCGAACAUUUUGAGGUGCUCCAGGUACUUUGUCCAGGAGGGCACGUGCACGAGUCUUUGAGAGGCAAAGUGUUCGACCCCCUCCAGGGCAAACUGGUGUUCAAGACCAAGGCUGCGCAGGUCUAUAGCCUUGGGCUUUGUGUGCGGCGUUCGCCAGCGUUGCUCAUGAUCUAUGGCAAGAUCCUCUUCAUGCUCUACAACCCUCUGGGCUCCUGCAAACCGUGGCUCGGACACAAGCAGGAGGAGUCGGCUCUCAAAGCGCUCUGGGCGGGUUAUCAGCUGAAGCGGGGCGUGGCCAAGCCUUUGUUGCAUGUGGAGAUGGAACCUGGCCAAGCGAUCGAGGCGGCACUGAACGUGAUCCACCCCUUCACCAUUGAGGCUCCUCUGGCAGCGAUGGAAGAAGCAGCCGUCCUCCAACUACGGCGCCCGUCGGAGGUGAUCAUGGCUGAGCGGGCUCGGCAGUGGCUUUAUUGCCCCGCUCAGUGGCAGCGAUACGGGCGCUGCCCGAUCCCCAUCUGCGGCGCCUGCUCCUUGGCACUGACGAUCUUUCAGUGCCGCGCCUUGGUCAAGUUUGCCACGUCGCACUGUACGAGGCUAUGCUCACGGCGUGCGGCUCUGUGGAUCAGUCAUUGGCCUUCUUUUCUCUUGCACGGUUUUCCGAUCGUUGGUGAGAUCGCUCGUUCUGGUCGAUGGCCUCCCUACAAUAAGCCCCAGAAAGACAUCCCGGUGCAAGACGCAUUGGAUAGGGCCUGGGUUCUUCGGAAGAAGAUCAUUCAACGUGUUCAAUCAGUACUGAUCUCUGACAACCUUCAGAAGAUUUGGGAUGCAUCGAUCGAAGAUGUUGAAGAGAAAUCGUGCUUGGGGCCCUUUGUGUCUGAAGAGGAGAGAUUCGAAGUUGUUCAGAAGAACAAAGUUCGUGGUUGUGACAGCGCCACGACAAACAUGAUCAAUCAGAUCACCCGGAUCUCGGAGAAGCUACAACUGCCUUCUACAGACACGAAUGUCGCAGCUCUGCGCAAGUUGAGAACGGUCAAGCCUGGUGAGAAGCUGGCGGGGUGGGUGCUCGACGAGCGCAAAGCCUAUCGGCAAGUAGCAGUGCGACCUGAUCAUCGGAAGUUUUCUGUAAUUUGCUUGAAGAAUCUGAAGACUGGCGCUCCCAAUUUCUUUAUCAUGGUAGGUCACUCAUUUGGCUUGGUCUCAGCUGUAUACACCUACAAUCGCCGAUCGGCGGCCAUUAACGAGUUCUUGGUCUCGCUGUUCGGCUUGAUGCAGCUGGAGAUCAAAGCUGAGCGAAGAGAAGAGAUCACCCAGGAGAUUGAGGCGAUCGUGAAGGCAGGCAUUCUAGACCCUGGCUCGGCAGGGAAGUUGAAAGGCAAGCUCAUGUUUGGCGCUUCGCAGCUCUGGGGAAAAGUUGGACGAGCUUUUCUGAGGGUCAUUUCUGAGCGCCAAUACCUUCGUUUCCCGAUCGGUAGUGAGCCGAUCGAAUCAGCUUCAGCUAAACUGGUGGAUGCAGUGAUUUUUACAGAUGGUUUCACGCCGGAUCCCAGGAAGAAGGAAUGUUUGCCUGAUCGCGUAGGAGCCGUUCUUUUUGAUAGGCGGUGGCUUGAGCGCUCGACUCAGAUUGUUCCUGUUGAGAUGGUCGCAGCUGUUCUAGCCCUGGAGACUUUUGCUGAUAGGACUCGCUGCGGUCGUUUGCCAUUUUGGCGCAAAGAACGAGUGAUCACAGUCAG